This is a messenger RNA of Pistacia vera, 414 nucleotides long. RefSeq lists its product as uncharacterized. The transcript has 2 exons. The coding region runs from base 73 to 408 and encodes 111 amino acids. Lineage: Eukaryota; Viridiplantae; Streptophyta; Magnoliopsida; Sapindales; Anacardiaceae. The record is from RefSeq and is a predicted model, not a curated record.
UAUACUUUAACAAAACAAAGCAACCCAGUCAAAUACUCUAAUUGCCUUGACUUCUAAUCCAUCUUUUAAUUUAUGUCACUUAAUUUCGUCCUCAGGUACAUGGUGUUGGUAGCCCCAUCACUUGGACAACAAUUUCACCAAGACUGUUCUUCCUCAGCUUUGUAUGAUUACUUGGCUGUUGUGUGGACUUUAGCUCUUGCUGUUCCGGUGCUUGAAGAAAGCUAUGGAAUCGAGGCGCUUGGAAAGGCGGCUAAGAUUGUUAAGGGCAUGGACUGCAGGAUUCUUGUUAAUCUUGUGAUGACAAUUCUCUCUUUUAUUAUUCUACUGGGGUUUAAGUUUCUCAAAUUCAAAGAUUUUGCAGCAGUUGAAGUGAUAAUUGGAUUGCUUAUAUUGAAUUCUCUCUGCUAGUUAAGA